UCAGAAAUUUAUGUUUUAAAGUGUAUCAUAACAAGAUUUUUCUAGAAACUACUUUGCACGGUGAAAACAAGAUAUUUCAACUCGUUUUUUUUUUAAUCUCAAUGAAUCCGAGAGCGAGAGUGAGUCCUUAGUUAUAAGCGUCAAAAAUGGCUGCCGAUUUGUUAUGGGAAGAUCGAGAUGUUCGCUUUGACAUAAGCUCUCAACAGAUGCGCCCCCGGCCAGGAGAAAAGACAAUUGAUCGAUUAGAUGCCGUUGAAGAUACCAAAGGUAACAAUGGGGAGAGAGGCAGACUGAUAGUAACUAACCUGCGAAUCAUCUGGCAUUCAUUAACAAUACCACGAGCAAAUCUUUCCAUUGGGUUCAACUGUGUGAUUAACAUUUCAACAAGGAGUGCCCAAUCGAAACUACGAGGCACAGUGGAAGCCCUUUAUGUGCUAUGCAAGUGUAAUAACACAAGAUUUGAAUUCAUCUUCACCAAUCUGGUACCUGGAUCACCUCGCCUUUUUACCUCGGUAAUAUCUGUGCACAGGGCUUAUGAGACAACUAAGUUGUAUCGAGACUUAAAACUGCGAGGUGCUCUUAUCCAAAAUAAGCAGCUGCGUUUGCUGCCCCAGGAGCAAGUUUAUGAUAAAGUUAAUGGAGUGUGGAAUCUGUCUAGCGAUCAGGGUAAUCUGGGAACCUUCUAUAUAACUAAUGUGCGUCUUGUCUGGCAUGCCAAUGUUAAUGAAUCCUUCAACGUCAGCAUCCCUUAUUUACAGAUGAAAAGUGUGAAAAUCAGAGAUUCUAAGUUUGGAGUGGCACUUGUUGUUGAGACUUUAGCAAUGAGCGGAGGAUAUGUUCUUGGAUUUCGGAUUGAUCCUAUAGAGAAACUACAGCAGGUUGCAAAAGAGAUACAAAACCUGCAUCGUGUCUACAGUGCCUGUCCAAUAUUUGGUGUAGAGUUUGAGAAUGAAGAAAAGCCUCAGAGCAUUGAAGAUCUCACUACAGAAGCUGUUCAGGAUGAUGUGGAAAUACAGAAUGAUGGGCAAACAGAUGCAUUUGCUGCAUACUUUGCUGAUGGAAACAAGGAUGCCAACAGAGAGCCCAUUUAUUCAGAAGAUCUUGGACUUGCCAUAGAGAAGCUGAAGGAUGGCUUCACAUUGGCUGGCCUGUGGGAAGUGCUUGGCUCAUAGAUCAUAGAUCCUGUGAACUUUUUUACUUCUAAGACAACUGUUCUUCAGUUGGGUUGUCCCACUAAAGAGAGCCAAUCCAAAAGGAAGAUUCUCUUUCUAUCAUCCUCAGUUUGUUAUCAUGGGCACAGCAUCUCAAUGAGCUUGCCAUCUUACCAUUUUCUUAAGUGUGCAAUAGCAAUAGUACCUGCUGAGUUCCAUUACUCUUCUCAAAUCAGUUUAUGAAGAUUAUAAAUCUUCUAAUCUUUUCCCUAACUGAUAAGUUUUUAUUUGAUUGCUACUUAAAGAUAAUGCUGGAAGUGAAGAAAAACAAUCUUGAAUACUAUCUUGGACUCAACUUCACAACAAACAUUAUUUAGCCACUUAACCUACCUGUGAUAAAAUUCAAAAAGGGUCACGGGCCCAACUGAAGGGAGCUGCUCAAAAUCGGGUCUGUUGGCAAGGUGUUGUUGAGGCCCUAAGCACCUCGAGGAGUAGCAAGAAACUAAACUAAUGCAAAAUAUUUCACUGUUUACCUGGUUGAUUAGUGUGACUUCUUUUUACAGCUGCAGUAGAGAGAUGUCACCAAGUUCUGGAUACUGUGUUCAUUUAUGUGCAUAAGCAUAUGUGGGUGUGUGUAGGUGUGUUGAUGCAGUGUAAGUGAUGGCAAAGAGCAUAAGUUUGUGUGUUAGCCCACGAAUUGUUUGAUCAUGGACGUAUAUAACUGGACUGCUGCAGUCUACAGAGACCAGUGCCUAUUAACCUUUUGCAAAGUUGUAGGCAAGAUCUUGAAAAUGCAUUCAACAAUCAAUACUUGCAGCUGAAUUUCAGUUUAUACUCAAAUAAGUUUACUGGUUACUAUUUUUUUUUUUUUUUUUUUUUUGGAAAAAAAUGUUGAGCUCCACUUCCCAAGCCAAUAAACCCCCCCAAAAAAUGCAACAGCCCAUAAAGCUUGAGCUUUUGUGAGUCUGUCAACCCAAUAGCUUGCAUCAUCUACUUUUCCUUUUCAUAUUCAUAAUGAAACCAGAGGGAAAUUCAAUACAUAAGAGAAACUUCGUCUGCAGGCAGUCCAGAGAUCUACAAAUACAUGGUUUGAUGCAGUGCAGACCAUCUUUUAAUGUUUGUUAUUCUGGUUGGGUUUUUUCAAGGAAGGAAAUUCCUUAUGAUGGAUUAAUAAAAUGCAUCCCUGAUUUCAUAAUCUUUUAAUGGAUGUAUAAAGCUGUAACUGAUUAUUAUUCUUAUGCAGUUUUAUGCGUUUAAAGGGAUACUCAAGGGUUGCGAUAAGGCUGUGGCGAUGGAUGGUCAAACGUUUCAAAAAAUAUAUUUAGUUACAAUUACAUAGCAUGAGAGCAAUACAGAACUAAUUGAUGUCCUUAUUUAUUGCAUGAUUCAAACUAUCAUCAUAAUAGCGAGUGACCAAGGGUCGUUUAAUGACUGCCAUUACUAGCCAGGCCCAAUCUGUGAUUAUUAUUUAACCAGUGAAAAACAGUAAACAAAAUUGCCAGCAAUUGACUAUUAGUUUAUGGUGUUGUGGGUAAGCCUGCUGUUAGUUUUGUUGUUUUAGGAGAUGGCAGAGAUGUGAGACAUCUGUGCUAGUUAUGUUUCAGUUUUUAAUUCUUAUUUUCAUGGUGGUAUGUCUAAUUCUGGUCAAAUAUGCAUGAUGAAAUGUAAUACCAGAUAUUCCAAAAUAUCAGCAGAGUGAACUGCUGGGUACUCGCCUAACAGCUCAACACCUGAUCAGUGGUAUUCACUUUUCCUUUCAAAUUCUAGUCAUACUAUAAUAGUUUUAGCAAAGCUUUGCAGCAGGAAAUUAAUUUUCUUACACUUCUUACAUUUGUGCUGGCAAGAUUGAUACAUCAAGACAAAUAAAGGUCCUGUGGUUAAAAACUGACCAUU
This is a messenger RNA of Pomacea canaliculata, 3044 nucleotides long. RefSeq names its product Bardet-Biedl syndrome 5 protein homolog. Gene Ontology annotation, biological process: cilium assembly; intracellular transport. Gene Ontology annotation, cellular component: ciliary basal body; BBSome. NCBI's taxonomy places the organism in Eukaryota, Metazoa, Mollusca, Gastropoda, Architaenioglossa, Ampullariidae. The transcript is spliced from 12 exons. The record is from RefSeq and is a predicted model, not a curated record. Gene Ontology annotation, molecular function: phosphatidylinositol-3-phosphate binding. Bases 147 to 1172 code for a protein of 341 amino acids.